This is a messenger RNA of Leptopilina boulardi, 9836 nucleotides long. It is a transcript of the gene zfh1, whose product is annotated as zinc finger protein 1-like. The coding region runs from base 933 to 3062 and encodes 709 amino acids. The record is from RefSeq and is a predicted model, not a curated record. Lineage: Eukaryota; Metazoa; Arthropoda; Insecta; Hymenoptera; Figitidae. The transcript has 9 exons. Gene Ontology annotation, molecular function: RNA polymerase II cis-regulatory region sequence-specific DNA binding; DNA-binding transcription factor activity, RNA polymerase II-specific. Gene Ontology annotation, biological process: anatomical structure development; regulation of transcription by RNA polymerase II.
AAGAGAAAGAAGCAUGGGGGCGGUGGCUGCUGCUUCUCUCGCCGCCAUCGCCAUCCAUUUCAUCCUAUAGUAAACCCAGCAGUCCCAAUCCGUCUCUCUCUCUUUCUGUAUGUGUAUUAGUUUUAGAAAACGUACCGGUGCUUAGAGUAACACCGACAUUACUUGCCUUGCCAUGCCCUAACACCGGUGUUCAACAUCCCUUUUAUUCGUUCCUUAAUUCUCUCUUUCUUUUAUUUUUACAUACAAAUUCUAAUAUUCCUCCUCAUUUCAUUCCAUGACAAAUCAUCCAAGUGCAGGAGGAUUUUAACUGGUGCAAAGGUUUUUUGUUUCAUUUAAAAAAAAAAAAAAAAAAAAAAAAUGGGAUUCAAUUUUUAGAACGCGAUAUUUGUGAAAUUAGUGCCGAUUGUCAUCUGACGAGAGAAGGAUAUGUCUCACACGAUAAUUGGAUCUCCUCAUCUCAUUCAAGGUGAAAUAAAGAAAGAUCUUGAGAUGAACGCCCGCCGUCGGUAAUAGUGAAUCAUUUCCUUUUAAAUAUAUAUAUUAUCACGAUACUCCAUUUCUUUUUAAUAAAUAAAUAUUUUUUCUAAAAAAAAAAUAGUGUGAAAUAAAGUUUUCAAUGUUUGUCGGCAAAAAUUGUGCUUAAUGUUCGGGUUUUUAGUGCCGGUGUUGUGCCCGUUGUCGCUGAUAAAUUAUCCGUUCUGUCGCGUCACAAGAAAAAGCGCCAGGAGGCGCUAUCGAGAUCGCGAAGCGGCGACGCAUUACCACCACGCGCUUCUUAUCUCAGAUUGAAAAAAAAAAAAAAAAACAAGGAUAUUUCGAUAUGAAUAUCAUCUGAACGUUUAAGGGAUCAUUUACAGGAACAACUACGACAACGUCGUCUUUUACAACAAGAGAGGCGCGAGGCUAUAGGCUUGGAAUUCGCGCACGUGAAUAUGAGCAUGACUCUUGUACGAAACGUGUUCAGAGGGUGCAGCGAGGACGAGACAGGUGCGGACACGGAAGUGGGCGGUUGCGCGGAUGGUACUGCGAGUGGAGGUGUUGGUGGUGGCGGCGUAGGAGGAGAAGGAGGUUCGACGAAACAGGGUGAAAGGUGUCCCCAGUGCGGUAUUCUCUGUCGGAAUUUAAACGUUCUGCAGCUCCAUCUCGAGGACAUUCACAAGACAACCUACGUCAUCGAUAAGCACGACCUCGGUGCUCAAUUCUCGCAAGUCUCUUGCAAAGUGUGUAAUAAAACUUUUGCCAACGUCUAUCGUCUUCAGAGGCACAUGAUCAGCCACGAUGAGAGUGCAGUUCUUCGUAAAUUUAAAUGUCCCCACUGCGAGAAAGCAUUUAAAUUUAAACAUCAUCUUAAGGAGCACCUUCGUAUUCACAGUGGAGAGAAGCCAUUUCAAUGUAAUAAUUGCGGUAAACGAUUCUCGCACUCGGGUUCCUAUUCAAGUCACAUGACAUCAAAGAAAUGUCUAAUAGUUAAUCUAAAGAAAUCGAGACAAGGAUCAAUCAGUAAUGUUGAUAGAGGGCCGAGAAAAAAUCAAACACCAUUACAAAAUCGUCGCGAUGUUGAUAUGAUUGCUGCAAAUAAUAAUACUUUCCUGCCAAUUCUCCCUAAACUUUCGCCUUCUCAUUAUCAUGACAUUCAUAAUGAAGGAGGAGGUAUGUACGAUGUGCCUACAUUACUUCCGCAAAUGAUGGGAUUUGGAACGUAUUUUUUACAAUCGUCAUUGAGAAAAUUUUUGCAUCAAUUGCACACAAAGAGAGGUGAUGAUUUAUCAUCGGAGAAUUAUGAAUCUCAUGGUGAAGUUAUGAGUCCAUCGACAGCCGAUUCUGAGGGUACAGAAGGAACUGAGGGAAAAGAAUCGCCAGCACCAAAUGAGGGACUCGAUGCCGUUCGUCGUAUUCUUGAGACUGUCAAUACAUCAGUGACGAAACAAUUGCUUGAGGCAAAUGUGAGAAAACUCUCAUCAUCACCAGCCACUAUUAAACGUGAAUUUGAUGAUGAUUAUCAGGAUCAAGACAGUGAGAUUUCAAGUGAAAUGACCCAUUAUCCUGAUUGGCCAACGACAGAUCAAUGCGAUUCGCAGAGCGAGGGUUUGGCGAUAAAACUUGAGGAUGUUAAUCAAAAGCCAACAACAAUUAGACAGGGUUGCAAGAGAAAAGCCGAUGUUGUUGAUUCAUCGGAUGUUGAUACUGAGGAUGAAGAUGAGACAAGUCAACCACAAAGUGAAAGUGGUCGACGAGUUAGAGCAAGAUCAUUAAUUGAUGAUGAACAAUUGGCUGUUCUUAAGGGGUAUUAUGCAAUUAAUCCAAGGCCAAAGAAAGAGGAAAUCAUUAUGAUUGCUGAUUAUAUCAAAUUUCCCACUCGUGUUGUUCAGGUUUGGUUUCAAAAUUCGAGAGCGAGAGAUCGUCGAGAAUCAAAAAUACCGGCCCUUCUACCAUUGGCGAAUGCUGGCAUUCAACCGAUAAAUGAACAACCACUUGAUCUCUCGAAAAAAGAACUGACAAUAUCCGUGAUAAAAGAGAGUGAUACGUCAAGUAGAAAUACAGCAUCGCCCUGUGGACCAAAGGAAGAUACUCUAAUGACACCGACAUUGAUUAUUAAUCCCGACACUGAUCUUGAGGAUUCGCCACUUAUUAUUGAUGAAGAGACGACGACCGAUUCGGCUGAAGUUCGACGUACUUUAUCAAAUAAUGAAGCUCUACCAAAGAGUCAAAAUCAAACAAUUGUUAAAGUACAAAAUGAAGGAAUACUCGUUCAAGCUGAUGUGACUCCAACAAUUGAGACGGAGCAAGAAGGUCUCUUUUUUUGUAAUCAAUGCGAUAAAACAUUUUCAAAGCAAAGUUCCCUAGCAAGACACAAGUACGAACAUUCCGGACAAAGGCCGUACAAGUGCCAAGAGUGCCCAAAGGCGUUCAAGCACAAACAUCAUUUGACUGAGCACAAACGUCUGCACAGCGGCGAAAAGCCAUUUCAGUGUUCCAAGUGCCUAAAGCGCUUUUCUCACUCUGGCUCCUACAGCCAACAUAUGAAUCAUCGGUACUCUUAUUGCAAACCAUACAGAGAAUAGGACUACCGAAUUGCUCUCAAAUGAUGAGGCCCAUCCACUUAGCUAAGUACAUAACCCCCCCCCCCCUUCUCUCUUCCCUUCACCAUUUGUCGCCCAAUUUACGUGUUUACCGGUAAGUGAAAAAAAAAAAAACAAAGAAAAUUAUUAACAAAUUUUUACAAAAAAGAUUUUUUCCAACCGGUCACGUAUCGACUCUCUUCAGGAUUUAGCAUUUAAGUUUAAUUUCUAUAUAUAAAUUUAGUUUUGUGCAAAAAAAAAAAGGCGCAAAUUCUCACGCAGAGGACUAUUUAAAGACUGUGCUGGUAAAAAAAAAGUACCUCUCUUUAAAAUUUUGCAAACAUUUGCAAUUUCCAAAAUUUUUUUGGAAAAAUAUUAAGCGAGGCUUUUUUUUAAAUAUUAUUAUUACUAUUUUUAAUUAUUAUUAUUAUUACUUUUCUAUUAUUACUAUUAAUAUUAUUAUUAUUAUUAUUACUAUUAUUAUUACUAUUUUUAUUAUUAUUAUUAUUAUUAUCAUUUUUAUAAUAUUUAAGAGUAAUUCCCCAGUUGAGCGAUACCGAGUGAAAGGAUAUUGAGAAAGAAAGAAAAAAAAAAGCUAAUUUAAAAGAAAUUUGCAAAAUUCCUUUUGCAACGACUAAAAGUAAUCGAAUUAUGCGUGACACUUUUUUUUUGAAAUAUUGUCACACAAAUGAAAAAUGAAAUGACAAACAAAAACCAAAGUUUAAUGACAGGAUUUAAUAAAUCUCUGCCCAAGAUUUAUAUAUUAUACAAAUUUAACCAAAACAAAACACGUAACGGUACCAAAAAUGCAUAAUGCAAUAAUCUAUUAUUAUAAAUAAAAAUAUAGAUAUAAAAUAUGAUAUAAUAUACAUAAUAUUUUAUUAUUUUUAUUAACAAGAUAUUAUAUAUAUACCAUUGACAAUAAUAAGGAGAAACUAAUUAAUGUACAAAUUUGUUAGUUACAAAAAAAAAAAAAGAUAUUUCGCUGGGGAGGGCGAAAAUAAAAAAAAAAAAAAAAAAGAAAAGAAAAGAAAGAAAACCAUCCACACGGGAUGAACGACGUUAUUUAAAAAAAAUGGAUAUUGCACUUAUGAAUAGAGAUUUUACCAAAAAAAAAAAAAAAAUAAUAAUAAUAAACGAAAAAAAGAGGAGAUGAAACUUAAUACUGAAUAUGAGAAAAUUUAUUAUAUGUCAAAUUGACUGCGCCUUGGGAUAAAAAAUUUUUUUUUUUUUUAAACUUAAUGUUAACACAAUAGACAAUAUUUAGAAAUAGAUUUUUUAAAUAUCUCUCUCACUAAAUCAAAAUAUUUCCCUUGUGUAUAAAAUUUAAUGAAGAAAAUAUAAUAUGUAUUUUUGUAAUAUACUUUUUAGAAGUAUUCAAUUAGUUGCUUUCCUGUAAUUGCAGAAUAUUUCAUAUAAAUAUAUAUAAAAUAUAUUUUUUAUUGCUACAGGAUUACAACGUUUUUCUAUAUAAAAUAAUAAUAAUAAUGACGCAGAACAAUAAAAAAAAAAAAAAAUUAAUAUAUUUAAUUUUCCUUUUUUUUCACGAAACUAGUACAAAAUAAUAAAUAGAAAUAUAAUUAGCAAUAUUGUUAGCAAAUAUUUUUUUUAAUUUUAUUUUUACAUUAAUAUUGUUAUUGUAAUAUUCAUUUCUUUUUUUUUUUUUUUUUUUUUUUAAUUCGAGGCGCAGUUAAAUUUGGUCAGAGAAAAGGCUUUUGGUAGCCUUGAGCCUAUUUUUUUAGAAUUCUAAUAAAAAUAAUAAUAAAUCGACACGCGGGUCAGAAAAAUGAGUUUAAUUAAGAAAUGAAAUUAAGAUGAAAGUUUUCAUAACGAGAGCCUUUGAAGUUAUACUGUAAUUUUUGAGUAACAUGAAAUUUAUUCUUUUCAAUUGUGUUAUUAUUGACGAGUGUUGAAAACAAAAGUAAAUUUUUUUUUAAAAAUUAGUUCCUUAAUUUUAUCAAUUUAAUAAUUUCUUUACUAAUUAUAGAGAAAAGGAAAAAUAAUUUUAAAAGUUCAAUUGCUUUAGACAUUUUAGUAUUAGACGAAUUUUUUUAAAAACAUUUUAUAUUUGGAAAUUUUGUGAAAUAUUAAUUUAAUGAUAAUAUUUCGGAAUUAUUUUUUUUUAAACUUGAAAGGCUCUCGAUGGGGGGGAAAGCGAAAAUAAUGAAUUGUAGUGUACCGAAUUAUAAAAUCUGGCUGCGAAGAGAGCUUAUUGUAAAAAAAAAAAAGAACAAAAAUUCUACCCUGUUUGCCAGAACAAAGAAAAAUCUCGAAUCUCGCCUCCUCACUUUAAAGAAAAAAUCAACAAAAACAGAGUUUUAUUCAGCUCAGCCCAAAGGACUAUAAUUAUUAGAGUUGAGGUUUCAGGGCCUUGUGGAUCGGUGAAAAAUUAUGCAAACACAUCUUUCCAAUACCUAAUUUUAUGUACUUAUGCAAUACUAAUAUUAAAGUUAGAAAAAAAAAUUUUUUAAUCUCGACCAAUUUCUUCAAAAAUAGAAAAAGAAUUUAAACGACUAAAAAAAUGUCCCUUUAAACAAUUAUAAUAUCUAUAUUUAUGUAAAUUCCCCAUAAAUCAAACAUGAAAAUCAAAAUAAAAUAUUAAAAGUUAAAAAUCAAAAAUGUUUUUUUAAAAAACUUUAGAAACAAAAUUUUUUCAUUAAAUGUAAGAAAAAAUAAAUUUUAAAUAAUCCUUUUUCUGUUAUUUUUAUAUAUUUUUUUUUUUCAUUUGAAAAAAAACAGAAAAUAAUUCGAAGAAGAAAGGAAUAAAAAAUUUAAUUUGAAGAAAUUGGUCCUUGUUGAAAUUAUAACGCACAUUCCGUAAAAAGACCUUUCUUGAGGCCUUUUUUUUCUUAAUUUUUUAUCACUUGUUUAACGUUCCAUAUAAGUGAUUGAGCAAAAAAUGAAAUAGGAAUUAUUUUUUUCUUUUUUUUUUGCAAAAUAAUUUUUUUCUACAUUCACCGAGAUUCGAGGCCCAAUUUUUUUUUUCUUUUUUUUUUCUGUAAGGAUCUAAAUAUGAUAUUAAAUGCUUCCAAUACACUGUACGAUUAAAAAAAAAAUAAUAUUAUUGAUUAUAAUAUUUGUAUUAUGAUGAUUUAUUCAUUCGGAACGCCUAGAUAAGCAAGUAUACUCUAUACAGAUGCGAUAAUACUCGAGAAUUGUAUUUUAUAAAGGUUUUUAUUCGUCUUUUUAUUUUACACAUACCACAAGUGAUAAGUGAUAUUGUUAUUAAAAAAAUAUAUAUAAAAAAUAUAUAUAUAAAAACAAAUAAUGAAUACCGCGUGAAUUCAAAAUCCAACGAAAAAAAAAAACAGAAACCUCAAUACUUCAUUUUUUAAAUUGACGACGAAACAUGAAAACAUCGAACUUACAAAAAAAAUUUAAAUUAAAUCGAUAACUUUAAUCUUAUAUGUAUAUAUAGUUAAUUCUAUAUAAAUGAAAAAACUAGAUAGUUGUAAAGCUGUUUUUGCUUUUUUUAAAAAAAAAAAAAAAAAUAUUCUCAAUUAAAUAAUAAUCUAGAUUUGCUGCCAAUUAUUAUGGAAUAAAUGAAAAACACUCAUUUUUUUUUCUUUCACUUUAUGUUUUAUUUUUAAGAGAAUUUUUAAAUUUGGUUUUUGAUAAACUAAUAAAUGAAUUAAAUUCUCAUUUAUUAGUUGAUUAACAAUUAUAGUAUACAAAAAUGGCAAUUAAAAGUAAUAAAAAUAUAAUUAAUCUUCCAAAUUUAACAAAGUAUUAAAUUUAUGAAGAAUUUAAAAUAUUUGAUGCAAAUAAUUGGAAUUAUGUUUUUAAUUAAAUAGAGAUUUAAUUAAAGUAAAUCGUAGUUUUUAAUCAAAAAAGAAUUUCUAAAAAUUUUUAAUAAAUUUAAAAGAUUUUAAAAUUCAAAAUCAAUUGAAUUUCUAAAUAUUCUAAAUUAAAUUUUUUCUAAUUUCAAAAGAAAAAAAAAAAAAAAAAAGGAGCGUUUUUUAUUAAUUCGAUAACGGGGAAACAAAAGAAAAAAAAAGUUAGUCAAUUUUUGAAUUAAAGAAAAAAAAUGAAUCUUUAAAGUGCUCAAAAAGCAGUUUAAAAAUGGUGAAGAGGUUAAUAAUUUUCGUGGAUUCUGAAUGCAUUUUAUUAUUAUAUAUAUAUAUAUAAUAAUAAUAAGAAUAAAUAAAUAUAAAUAUUUAAUUAAUUGCCUAAAGGCAUUUUUUGCCCAAAAUGCUGAGAAAAAAAAAUUGUACUUCCUCAUGUAGAAGCUUCGGUUAUCCGCGACAGGCAUCGUGUCCACAUUAUUAUAAUAAUAAUAAUAUAUUAUAUACGAACAAGCAAAUUUGCUUAAUAAUAAUAAUACUCAUUUAUAUUAGUGUUAACACUUAAGAAGUAUAUUUUUAUAUAAUUAUAAUAUAAUAAUUAUAAAAAAUACGAUAGAACUUAAAUGAUCGCUCGUGUGCUGUUUUCCACAAGUCCUUUUUUAUUAUUAUUUUUCUCAAGAUAAAAAUAUUCCUCUAAAUGCAUUUAAUGUAUUCUAACUUGAUAAAAGUGGAAGCCACACUUUCUAUUGCAUAUAGAACGAUUAUUAUUAAUAUUAUUACAUUAUUAUUAUUUUAUUAUAUUAUAUUGUAAUUUUUAUUAUUUUAUUAUUAAUAUUAUUAUUAAUAUUAAUAUUAUUAGCAUUUUUAUUACUAUUUUUAUUAUUUUUUAUUAUUUCUAUUAAUAUUAUUAUUUUUAUUAUUAUUAUUAUUAUUAUUAUUAUUAUUAUUAUUAUUAUUAUUAUUAUUAUUAUUACUGUCAGAAAUUAAUGACAAAUUAAUGACUAAUAACAAUGGAUAAUAAUUAAUUAACGAGAAUGAUAAUUUAGAGAAAUAAUUAUUGAAACUCGUUAAUAAUAAAUAGAAAUUAUAGAGAAAUAAAAACUGAAGAAUAAUUAAAUUAAAAAAAUUCCUUCGAUAUUUGAAAUGCAAUAGUGAUGCUGUUUCUGCUAUAUACUGUUGUUUACCACACCGCGAUACUAAAUGUUAAUAAAUGAUGGUGUAUCUGUAAUUCCUAAUAAUGAAAAUAAAAGAAAAAAAAAAAAUUGUUACAAUUGUUGAAGCAACGAUUUUAAAGCACCAUACGAUGCCUUCCGUGAACGACCGAGCUUGCCUAGUUGCCAAAUAAUAAUUCGACGAAGUGAGAAUUUAAAGAAAAAAAAAAUAAAAAUAAAAAUAAACGAGACUUGGCAAAUCCGAUCACUUCGAUUAUUAUUUGCUUGAAUCAUUUCUUUGAAUCAAAUUAUUCAAUUUUUUAAAUUUUUUGUCGCAAAGACAUCGAAAACAAAUGAAACUGCCUUUUGUAAAAUAAUCUUUUCUUAUAUGUACAUUUUUAAAACAUUGAAAAUUAAUAUUUAAAAAAUAAAUUACUUAAAAAGAGGAAUAUUGAUUUUCAAUUAGUUUUGGAAUUGGCAAUUACAAAUUUUUAUUAUAAUGUAAAAAAAAAAAGAUUCAAAAUUGUUUAUUGAAUCGAAGUGAUCGUGUUUCACACGUUUAAAAAAAAUAGUACACGCAGUAAUACUGGUGGUUAUGCCAUUGAGCUUUCCAUGAACUAUUAUAUAUUAUAAAAAAAAAAAAUAAAUUUAAGUACCAGAUUAAAAUGUAAAUAUAUAUAUUACUAUUCGAUACGACAGACAAUAAUGUACCGUUUCUUUUAGAGAAUAGAUUCGUAAUUAUAAAGAAAAGCAUAGUAUACUUGUAGACAUAAAAAAUAUAAAUUUACUAAAUUGGUAUAUAUAUAUUAUAUAUAUAUAUACAUAAAUAUAUAUAUAUAUAUAUAUAUAUAUAUAUAUAUAUAAAUAUAUUAUAUACAUAAAUACAUUUGAUUUAUAUAAGAAUGAAAUGUAAUGCAAUACGUACUCAAGGGCGAAAGAAAAUUAAAAAUGAACUAAAAAAAAAAGGGGCUCGCUGUUUAGUGUCAGCAGUGUCAUUUUGUUUCUUUUGUCUCUUUUUUAAAUUAUAAAUAUGUUAAUAUUGAUAUUAAUCAAGUUAAACGAAAAUAAUUAAUUUUUGUUUAAAAUUAAAUGUUAAAUUUUAUAAUUAAAUUUUAAUUUUUUAAAUUUUCUAAAUUCACAUUUUUUUCAAUAUUUAUAAUAUUUUUUUGAAAUAAUGAUUUUCAAAAUUAAAUUAAAAAUAAUAAAAAAAAAAAAAAAAAACGUUGCACAGAAGACACUAUUUGGCAGUCUUUUUUUUUGAAAAAAAUGCGUUUACGACUAUAACGUGUCGUGUUUGUUACUGUGGAAUAAGAAAAAAAAAAAGAAAAUAUUGUAUUGUGACGAAGUUCCAUCCAUAAAUAAAUAAAAAAAAGAAAUAUUAUACAGUUAGGCCGACUUUUCCGCCAGUUCGUGCCUUUUUUUUCUCUGCAGGAAGAGUGCAGUAUUGGCAUUCAAUCUUUAGCCGUAUUAUACAAUUUAAUGCGAUUAAAAUGUAGGAUUAUAUCUACAUAAAUAUAUUAUGUAUGUAUAUAUAUAUAUAUAUAUGCGAAUGAAAAUAGAUACAUCUUUGCGAGAAUUCAAAAAAAAAAGGAAAACGAAAAAUUGAGAUUUAAAACAAAUAAAAAUAAUUAAAAAUCAAUAUGAAAAUUGAUGUAUUAAAAAGACAUAUAAUAUAUGUAUAUAUAUAUAUGUAUGUAUAUAUACGAUUAUAUUUUCCAAAAUCGCUGCGGGACACUAACACAUUCUUUCGAACGUAAUAUGUGAAACAAAACGACACAAUAAUAGAAUUUUAGAAUUGUUGUUCUUCGUUUCACAAUGUAAUAAAGGCUAUUUUACUUUGA